AUGCAGUCCUCGGUCAACCAGUGGCCCGUGUAUAUGGUCGAGUUCAAGGCCGGGCGCACCGACUUUUUCUACAUCAGCGAGCCCGGCCUGGCGGUGACGCUCGGCGACCUGGUCAUUGUCGAGGCCGACCGCGGCAAGGAUCUGGGCAAGGUCAUUGUCGAGGGCAUCAUGAACAUGCAGCAGCUGCAGAUGCACCAGGCCCAGCAUGCCGACCGCAUCAUGGAUGGCCACUACCUCAAUCGCGACAUCCACCCCAAGCGCAUCUACCGUCUGGCCCAGCCGAACGAGGUGGCGAUGCUGGUUGCAAAGAGCCAGGACGAGAAUAAGUCCAAGGCGGUGUGUCAGACCAAGAUUCGCCAGAAGCAACUGCCCAUGGAGGUCGUCGAUGCCGAGUAUCAGUGGGACCGACGAAAGCUGACGUUCUACUUUGUCGCCGAGCGUCGCAUCGACUUCCGUGAACUUGUUCGCGAGCUGUUCAGAAUAUACAAGACUAGAAUUUGGAUGUAA
This is a messenger RNA of Polychytrium aggregatum, 507 nucleotides long. RefSeq names its product PSP1 C-terminal conserved region-domain-containing protein. The transcript has 2 exons. Lineage: Eukaryota; Fungi; Chytridiomycota; Chytridiomycetes; Polychytriales. The coding region runs from base 1 to 507 and encodes 168 amino acids. The record is from RefSeq and is a predicted model, not a curated record. Gene Ontology annotation, cellular component: cytoplasm.